UGGAUCCCAGUUAGAUCAACCCUUCGAUCCAUGUGCUGAACAAAGAACAACCAAGUAAAACCAAUCUUUUGCCCCGCUUCUUAGUGGAAAAUCAGUGGAGUUUUUCAUCACGAGCUUGCUCAAUCAAUUCUCUGUUCCCUCGACGAGAAAUGUUUGGUAAUUUCGUGAAUAAAAACGCAAGAGCGGCUCUGAAAGAAUACGGAGACUUUAACGGUGUUGGAGUAGAAUACGAAAUGUUGGAUCCUACAGGACCUCCUCAUAGUCCUCAAUACACCGCCCGUGUUAUGAUCGGAGAAAGCCGUUACGACACUGCUACGGCAGCUACCAAGAAAGAUGCUAAAGAAUAUGCUGCUGAUCUUGCACUGAGAGCGUUGACACAAGAACCUGGUGCAUACCAUUCUGUUUACCCAGGAGCAUUAAGCCAAGCAGGACAACCAAGUCUUUCAUCUGGCCUCUCUUCCUCCCUCCCUUACAGACGAUACCCUAAGCGUUUAAACCGUAAGAAACAGUCCAAAAAUAACCAGCUCUCUGCCCCACCAGACAAGGAUCCUGUUAUGCUUAUUAAUGAGUAUGGACAGAAGAUGAACACAACGGUAAAGUUUGAAGAUACACCGUGUUCUUUUCCUGGGAUGUUUGAGUCAUUUGUAUUUGUUGGUUCACAAAAGUUUGGUCCAAUGAGAAGCACUACAAAGAAGAUGGCACGUAAACUAGCUGCGAUAGUAGGCCUGAAGGAGCUUAUUAACUGGGAACCCAAACAAGGGUUGUAUGACGCCAAGCCUAAUGCUGCUGUGCCAGAGCUAAGUGUAGAGCCAUCUGCAGAGGGUGACGGCAUGACACUAACCAAAGAUCCUGUUAUGCUGUUGAAUGAGUACUGUCAAAGGAGCCAAAAGAAGAUUGUAUUUGAGGAGGUACAAGAAGGUGGUACUGACCAUAACAGGGUGUUCUCAUACCGUGUUAUUAUUGAUGAUCGCACUUUUGAGCAAGGUAGUGGUGCGUCAAAGUCUAGAGCCAAGAAGAAUGCUGCUCUAUUUGCACUGAAAUCCUUAUAUGACAUGCCUCUCUUUAUGCCUGAAAAGCAGGCAAGUGAGGCCAUGUCAGCGUCUGAUUCCCACCCUGUGAGCAUGCUCAAUGAAUAUGGACAGAAGCACAAGCAAAAGAUUGACUUUGAAGACCUUGGCUAUACUGGGCCAGAUCAUGGCCGAACCUACUCAUUCCGAGUGAUAGCUGGAGAACGGAUCUUUGAUAUGGGGUACGGUGCUAGCAAGAAAGAGGCAAAGAGAGAAGCUGCAAAGAUAGCACUGAGUGAACUCCUUGGUCUUGACUUGGAAAUAGACAAAAUGAACCAACCUCCAGCCGAAGAGGACCCAAGCAAUGCCGCAAAAGGUCCUCCCAAGAAUCCAGGGACAAAGAGUAAAGUGAGCGAACUGUACGAAUACUGCCAGGCUUAUCACCUUGAGCAACCUGAACCCAAGGAUGUCUUCCCUGCUGACCGUACAUCACCAUCAUUUCACUAUGUCUCAUACAAGAUAGGUGACAAGGAGUUCUCUAUCGGCGAUGGAAGGAGCAAGAAGGCUGCAAGAGAAGCUGCCGCAACACUAACCCUAGACGAGCUAAUGAAGAAGAACGAAGGAUCUAAGUACACACCUGUAGGAACGACAGAAGCAGAUCGCCUGGCUGCUCUCAGCUGGAAUUGUCUGUCAAAGAUCAGUAAGAAUGCUCCUGAUUCAUGGAGAUUUGCUGGCUACAAAGUCCUUGCUACUAUCAUCAUGCAAGACAACGAUGCUGAGCCAUGCAUUGUGAGCUUGGGCACUGGAAACAAGUGCAUCAGUGGUGAUCAGCUUUGUCUUGAUGGCUCCAUCGUGUUUGAUUCUCAUGCAGAAGUGAUCGCUCGCCGUGGUCUGAUAAGAUUCUUCCUUUGUCAGUUAGACAUCCUGUUCGCAAAUUCAGGAGAAAAGAGCAUCUUUGAGCAGCCCAAAGCAAAAGGCACCAAAAUGAAAUUACGUGAUGGAGUAAAGUUUCAUCUUUACAUCAGUACGGCACCUUGUGGUGAUGCUGCCAUCUUUGUGGCUGGAAACACAAGCCCAACAAUCAAUGGAAUGAGUGAACCAAUCUUUGGAAACAAGCAACAUGGACUACUGAGAACUAAAGUCGAAAAAGGCGAAGGAACGAUCCCACUUGAUAGUAAUGAUGGGGUACAGACUAUUGAUGGGAUUAGACGAGGACAGCGACUCAGGACUGCAUCGUGUAGCGACAAGCUAAUGAAGUGGAAUGUCCUCGGUAUGCAAGGUGCGUUGCUAAGCAACGUCAUCGAGCCAGUUUACUUGAGUUGGCUUGUGGUGGGAGACCUGUUUGAUGCCGGACAUCUCUCACGAGCUCUCAGCGCACGCGUAGAACGUGACGGAGAAAAUACCUUUUCUACAAAGCUGCCGGCUCCUUAUCACGUGAACCAUCCCACAUUACACUGCGGUCGUAUUGCGUCACAUGACUCGUCACGCAAGGUUGAGACGAAGAACAAGGCAAAGAACGUGACACUUAACUGGAUACUGGAAGAUGAAAGCAAAGUCGAGGUAUUCGACGCAUGUCUGGGUUGUAAUCCAGCUGUCAAGUCACCUCCAAGGCUCUCAAAACUUUCGCUUCUGAAUACUUUCAAAGAAGUUCUAUCCAAGAGUCCUGAUGUGACGCUCGAAACCGUUCUCGUGGCUUCGUCUUAUCGAGAAGCCAAGAACAUGGCACAAGAAUACACCAAAGUCAAGUCUCUUUUAUUCAAACUCAUGAAUGAAAAAGGAUACGGAUCCUGGGAACUAAUGAAGAAACCUGUUGAACUGGACCAGUUUUGCUGAAUGGAGAAAGGGUUUGACUGUGUCUUUAGAUUCCAGGACACUGCUUUUAAUUAGUGGACAUGAUGCUUAGAGAGGGUCUGGGUACGUGUUAUGCUAAUGCUAUUUUAAAAAAAGAAGAAAGCUGCCGUGUAUAUUUCUGAUAAAACAGGUCAUACUCCCUCCUCAAUUUAACCUAACAUGCUAAAUUCCGAUUCGAUCUCUGUGUUAGCCAUGCCAUGCCCCGACUUAGAUCAGCCCAGAGGUUGUUUCAGGGUUCGAUCUGUGAGAUAGCCGUGCCCUGACUUAGAUCAGCCCAGAGGUUGUUUCAGGGUUGAUCUGUUAGUUAGCCAUGCCCUGACUUAGAUCAGCCCUGAUGUGGUUUUUUAGGGUUAGAUAAGGUUUCAAAGAAAAAUGAUAUCAUAAGAAUCAUAAGUGCUUUUAGCUGUAGUAAUAAGGACCCACGUGUAUCUAAUGACUCUGGUAUAAUAGCCUUAGAGCGUGUGCUUUGUAUUAAGGCGCUUGCUUAAAGGUGGCAAUAAGGUCCCACUUGUAUCUAAUGACUCUGGUAUAUUGGCCUUAGAGCUUACUUAUGGCUAGAGAUAGUGUGCUUUGUAUUAAGGCGUUUGCUCAUAGGCAGUAAUAAGGUCCCACUUGCAUCUAAUUACUCUGGUAUAAUGGCCUUAGAGCUUACUUAUGGCUAGAGAUAGUGUGCUUGGUAUUAAGGCGCUUGCUCAUAGGUAGUAAUAAGGUCCCACUUGUAUCUAAUUACUCUGGUAUAAUGGGUAUUUUAAGGUUUGUUAAACAGUUUUGAUAUCAGUUUUUAUUGUGAACUUGGGUGUUUUAUUGAGGAAUUAUAAAAUAUGCUGUACAUAUAUAUCACGUAGAUUCUUACCAGACAUAAACGCACAUUAGAGUCGACUAUUAAAACGACUUACCCUCAAGAUACAUUAGUAGACGUACUCAUAAAUCAUAUAAAGAAAAGAAUAAUCCAA
Actinia tenebrosa (Australian red waratah sea anemone) is the source of this 3811-nucleotide messenger RNA. Its product is annotated as double-stranded RNA-specific editase Adar. Lineage: Eukaryota; Metazoa; Cnidaria; Anthozoa; Actiniaria; Actiniidae. Gene Ontology annotation, molecular function: double-stranded RNA adenosine deaminase activity; double-stranded RNA binding; adenosine deaminase activity. Gene Ontology annotation, cellular component: cytoplasm; nucleolus. The record is from RefSeq and is a predicted model, not a curated record. Gene Ontology annotation, biological process: RNA processing; adenosine to inosine editing.